GAUGAAGUGGAGCUUUAUAGGUGAAAAGGAGCACACAGAACACGACAGCAUAGUGUAACAGCAUCUUCAUCCGCAGAGUGAAACAAAAACAGAGGAACCCAAAAAAUUAAAAAUAAAAAAGAAAAUUCUAACCCGUGAAGAAACAUAGUAAACCAAAAAAAAAAAAAGGAAAAAAAAGAAAAAGACACGUUACCCCUUUGUCUCUGCGGGGGUGUGGAUCUUGAGAGAUUGUGGAUCUGAAUUGGUGUUAGGGUUUUGAAGGGUUUUUCCUUUUUCUUCAAUGGCCACGCCCUUUCCCAUUCCCCUCACUGCAGCUCAGGUUGGAACGUACUUCGUUGGGCAGUACUAUCAGGUGCUUCAGAAUCAACCAGAGUUCGUGCACCAGUUCUACUCCGAUGCCAGCACCAUGCUUCGUAUUGACGGCAAUGCCAGGGAAACCGCCGCUGCAAUGCUUCAAAUCCAUGCAAUGGUUAUGUCACUGAGUUAUACUGGAAUUGAAAUCAAGACUGCACAAUCACUAGAAUCUUGGAGUGGUGGUGUUAUUGUGAUGGUUUCUGGAUCCGUGCAAAUUAAGGAUUACAACUGGAGAAGAAAAUUUAUGCAGACAUUCUUCCUUGCACCCCAAGAAAAAGGCUUUUUUGUGCUCAAUGAUAUUUUUCACUUUGUUGAAGAGGAUCCAGUUCCCCAGCAACAAGCAGUCUUGUUACCUCAGGGCAAUCUUGAUUCAAAACUGAAUGCUCCUAGUACAGUCAAUAAGCCAGUGUCCAACUACCUGCUGGGUGGAGAUAUCCAGGCUAGGGAAUUUGUUGCUACAAAUGAGGUCAAAGAAAAUGGUGUAGUUGAUAAUUAUGGAUUUUCAGAGCAACAAAUGCAGCGGGGUCCUGACUCGAAACAUAUUAGGGAAGACAAUGCUGUUGAAGAGUCAAAUGGUUCACUUCAAGCUUCAGUGAAUGCAGUGCAAGACAAUGUACCUGCCUCUCCUGAUGAACCUGCUGGGGAGCCACAAAAGCACACUUAUGCUUCCAUUUUACGGGUUGCCAAAGGACAAUCUAUGCCAUCCGUAGCUUCUCAGCCUUCUCAUAAGAAUGUGUCCCCUUCAGAAUGGGAUCAUUCUCCACAGAGCAAUAGUCAGCAACAGCAAGCAACUGCUUUGGCAAAUGCAUUUGAAAGGUCUGAAACUGAUGCAGUAGAGGAGCUUCCUGCUACGGAAGAUGAAGAUGAAAUCAAAUCUGUUUAUGUGAGAAACUUGUCACCUACAGUGUCUCCUUCUGAAAUUGAAGAGGAAUUCAAGAAUUUUGGUAGAAUCAGACCCGAUGGUGUUGUCAUAAGAAGUCGCAAGGAUGUUGGUGUUUGUUAUGCAUUUGUUGAAUUUGAAGAUAUGACGGGUGUUCAUAAUGCAGUCAAGACAGGGUCUGUUCAGAUAGCAGGAAGACCAGUAUACAUUGAAGAACGGAGACCAAAUAGUAACAUCCCUUCUCGAGGAGGAAGACGAGGUAGAGGUAGGGGUAGCUAUCAAUCAGAUGCAACAAGAGGACGUUUCGGUUCAAGGAAUUUCGGCAGAGGAAGUGGCCAAGAUGGCGGUGAUCGGGAGUAUAACAAAUCGAGAGGAAAUGGUUAUUAUCGACCAAGUCCGCGCCAAGAGAGGGGAAAUUCAGGGCAUCAAGUACCAAGAAAUGGGCAGAAUCUGGCUGAGUCUUGAGUCAACAAGAAACUUCAGCUAGAGAAUCCAAUUUUGGGUCCAGAUAAUUGAGGUCUAAAUAGUCAAGUUCGAUAGAUUAGACCAAAUAUUGAUAUUUUUUAAAUCUUAAAUUGUUCAGGGCAUAUGGAUAAGAUAUUUUCUUUUCUGAUAAAUUUUGUUCAAGGGGCUUCGUGUUUCAUUUGUUUCUCCAGGUAUUUUAUGUUUAGCUGGAAAUGUGUUUAAAACAUUUGACAUUUAUUUACUCCAAUUGAAAUUUGAAAUCUAGUUGUCGUUACUUCAGAGUUUGAUAUUAAUAGCUCUGUAUUGGUGGAUUAAUUUCUCCGUUGCCUUUCGGCUUAUGCUCUUAUCAUAACAAGAUAGGUAUCCGUU
This is a messenger RNA of Abrus precatorius (Indian licorice), 2068 nucleotides long. Its product is annotated as putative G3BP-like protein. Gene Ontology annotation, cellular component: cytosol; ribonucleoprotein complex. Bases 281 to 1699 code for a protein of 472 amino acids. Gene Ontology annotation, molecular function: mRNA binding. The record is from RefSeq and is a predicted model, not a curated record. The transcript is spliced from 9 exons. Lineage: Eukaryota; Viridiplantae; Streptophyta; Magnoliopsida; Fabales; Fabaceae.